This is a messenger RNA of Arabidopsis arenosa, 1624 nucleotides long. The record is from the annotation of a GenBank genome assembly. NCBI's taxonomy places the organism in Eukaryota, Viridiplantae, Streptophyta, Magnoliopsida, Brassicales, Brassicaceae.
GAAGAAAAAGGUUAAGACUUUAUCUUCUACUUUGACCCGACCAGCCAAAGUAAAUUGAAAGAAAGAGCCAAAAAGCUUAGCGGUUGAUUUUGAAAUCUCGUCGCCGGCGCGUGGAGUGUAUUUUUCGGCGUUAAACAAUAGAAAGAGAAGAGAUUUGUGGUGUUCUUCUGCUUAGUUUGAUAUUAUCCAUCUCCGGCGAUCUGAGUUAGUGAGAGAUUUGGUGGAGAAUUUUGAUUGAUUUGUGAUCGAAGAGUAUAGAGAUGGUGAAGGAAACGGAGUACUACGAUGUGCUCGGAGUUAGCCCAACUGCUACAGAAGCUGAGAUCAAGAAAGCUUACUACAUAAAGGCACGCCAAGUUCAUCCAGACAAGAACCCUAAUGAUCCUCAAGCUGCACACAAUUUCCAGGUUUUGGGAGAGGCCUAUCAAGUGCUAAGUGAUUCAGGACAACGCCAAGCUUAUGAUGCAUGUGGGAAAUCAGGGAUCUCCACUGAUGCAAUCAUCGAUCCUGCGGCAAUAUUUGCAAUGCUAUUUGGCAGCGAACUUUUUGAAGAGUACAUAGGACAGCUUGCUAUGGCAUCAAUGGCUUCACUCGAUAUCUUCACUGAAGGGGAUCAGUUUGAUACCAAAAAGAUACAAGAAAAAAUGAGGAUUGUCCAGAAAGAAAGAGAAGACAAGCUUGCUCAGGUUCUCAAAGACCGACUCAACGAAUAUGUGAUAAACAGAGACGAAUUUAUCAGUAACGCUGAAGCUGAAGUAGCUAGACUUUCAAAUGCAGCUUAUGGUGUGGAUAUGUUGAAUACAAUUGGGUAUAUAUAUGUAAGACAAGCAGCAAAAGAACUAGGGAAGAAAGCUAUUUAUCUCGGAGUACCAUUCAUUGCUGAAUGGUUUAGGAACAAAGGUCACUUCAUCAAAUCUCAAUUAACAGCUGCAACAGGCGCAUAUGCUUUGUUCCAGUUGCAGGAGGAAAUGAAAAGGCAGCUAAAUACUGAAGGAAAUUAUACUGAGGAGGAACUUGAGGAAUACCUUCAGGCCCAUAAAAGAGUGAUGAUUGAUUCGCUGUGGAAGCUCAAUGUUGCUGAUAUCGAAGCCACUCUUUGUCGUGUUUGUCAGCUGGUUCUUCAAGAUCCAGAAGCCAAAAGAGAGGAGCUUCGUACAAGAGCAAGAGGGUUAAAAACUCUGGGGAGGAUCUUCCAGAGAGCCAAGACAGCUAGUGAGAGUGAUCCUUUAGCAAAUAAUGAACCUCAAAAAUUAAACGGAAAUGGAAGGGACGACCAUAAUGAUACAUCUACAUCACCAAAAUCCAAUGAAGCAUUUCACUCUACCUCUGGUCCUCAGGAACCACAAAGCCCCUACGUGGAAGAAUUCAAAAUUGGAGAUGAACAAUUCAACUAUUACUUCCCACGACCGGCGCCACCUCCUGGCGCAGGGAAACACUCUUCGACUGGCUAUGAUUGAUUCAGGUGAGAUCGGGGGUAUAUAUAUCAGUCUUAGCAAUAUUGCAGUUGUGUACCAUUAUGUAAAAUUAUUCCUUUUCUUUUGGUUUUGGGGGGAUUUAACGUGCAAUUGGCUUGUUAGAAGAAAAUGAUUGAUGUUGAAAGCACAUAUAAAAGCUCUUUUGUGAU